This is a messenger RNA of Gaeumannomyces tritici R3-111a-1, 1056 nucleotides long. RefSeq lists its product as hypothetical. Bases 682 to 1056 code for a protein of 124 amino acids. The record is from RefSeq and is a predicted model, not a curated record. The transcript has a single exon. Lineage: Eukaryota; Fungi; Ascomycota; Sordariomycetes; Magnaporthales; Magnaporthaceae.
CUGGCAGAAUAUUUCUCCUGCAUGCAUCUUCUCUCCCCUGGGGGCGGCCGCCGAAACCUGUUCUUGGUCAGGGACAACCAUAUCUUGGCCGAUCACUGCCGCUUCAGGACUACCAGACGGAGACCAUCCACUCACACAAUAUCACCCGAAAGCGCCAAGACCGAAGCCUUGGAAGAGAUAUUGAGGACUUUGGAACACCUCGGGCAGGCUUUCAAGGCGCCUCGGGCAGCCCCCUGACGUGGCACCACUGAAGGUCACCAGAGGGCCAGGGAGCCGUUGCCCAGUUGGAGUGGAGGUAAUGAGGAACUGAGGGGACGCCAGGCUUGUGGGCAUCAUUUCCGAAUAAAGAAGCCACCUCGUCAUCACUCGGCGCGCUCAGGCGAAGCACGGCCGUUCUUUUGCUCGUUACAAAGUGUGGGAGGGCUUUUUGAUGGAGCAACACAGUCACCACUUCCCGGCAGGCACUUGGAGAUGUAAAGAGGGAUGGAUGGGAUCAUGCGUUCCUAACUAGUGCCUCCCAGAACCAAAGAUCGCCGCUAGACAUCAAGUGGCAGGCACGGAAGCUGCCUUCCUACACGUGAUGAUGGCCUUCUUUGACUCUUCACCCGCCACGGCCCGUUUGCAUUCGUCCGGACAAUGGAGAUCACUUCCAUUGUUAGCCUGUUCACAUAACGCUUCCUGAUGCUUGUACGGACAAAAGGGACGUUGCGAUUAGUGCAAGAAAUUACACAUCUGAUACUGAUUCCUUGUUUCUCACCUCACACUCGCGUCAACACGAUGCUCUUAGUCAUGAUAUCAACUACUUUGUAUGUGUGGUGCGUCUGCAUUUUCUGGGACUUGGGGAGAAAAAAGAAAAACAAAAAAGGAAGAAAAAAGUCGUCUUUGAAAACAGUAAAAGGAACUUCGCAGUCCAAGCGACGGGAUCGUAGCUGUGGUUUGAUAGCAGCAGCGGAUACAUGCCUCGAUCUGCUGAUGUAUCGGAAGUCGUCAGAAUCCUCAACCCUGAUUGGUGGAGCAUUCUCGCUUCUUCCGAUAGGGCAGGGGGACUUCGCCUAA